ACCAACCCCUAAGUGGGCGGCGACAAAAAACACGACUUGUUUUGCUCUGGUAGUUUUAUGCACCCCAGUGACCACAACUCAUCAAAGCAAAAGGAGCUGUUUUCAUCCCAUCACAAUCGUAAAAGUUUGGGGGAACAAUAUUGAUCAACCUACCAUGGCUCGCCGUGUGGCCGUGAUUGGAGCAGGGAGCUCGGGCCUUGUCUGCAUCAAGACCUGCCUUGACGAGGGCCUGGAGGUCGUCUGUUUUGAGAGCAGCGAUGACAUCGGUGGUCUGUGGAGAUUUAAGGAGAACCCAGAGCCAAAUAGAGCCAGUAUCUAUCACUCGGUCAUCAUCAAUACCUCCAAGGAGAAGAUGUGCUACAGUGAUUUCCCUAUCCCUGCUGAAUACCCUAACUACAUGCACCACUCCCGCAUCAUGGAGUACUUCAGGAUGUACGCCGAACACUUCCAGCUCAUCAACCACAUAUGCUUCAAGACUACAGUGCUCAAGGUGUCGCAGAGACCUGACUUCUCCCAUUCUGGUCAGUGGGACGUGGAGACGGAGAACAGUGAAGGGAAGCAGCAGAAGCACAUCUUUGAUGCAGUGAUGAUCUGUAUUGGACACCACUGUCACCCAAACAUGCCCCUGCACGACUUUACAGGAAUUGAAACGUUUAAGGGAGUGUACUUCCACAGUCGCAACUACAAGACCCCUGAGCAGUGGAGGAACAAGAAGGUGGUAGUGAUUGGAAUAGGAAACUCGGGAGGAGACAUCGCUGUGGAACUCAGCAGGGUCACCAAGCAGGUUUACCUGAGCACUCGGAGGGGGGCUUGGAUCCGAAACCGAGUUGGAGACAAUGGCUGGCCCUGGGAUAUGACUGUCAGCAGGGCCUUGAUACGUUUGAGAUCACUCCUCCCAUUUAAUCUCGUCUGCAACAUGGUAGAGAGAAGCCUCAAUCAACGGUUCAACCACAGGCUGUACAAUCUAAAACCAAAACACAGGUUGUUUAGUCAACAUCCAACCGUCAGUGAUGAUCUGCCCAACCGCAUCCUGUCCGGAACAGUUCAGGUGAAACCCAACAUCCGCAGAUUCCAAGGAUCCAGUGUGGAGUUCGACGAUGGCAGUGUAGUAGAGAAUAUUGACCUAGUGGUAGGGGUAUUUGCCACUGGGUACAGCUUUUCAUUUCCGUUUCUCGCCUCCAAUGUGCUGCCAGUCUCUGGGAACAAGGCCUCACUUUAUAAGUACGUGUUCCCUCCGGAUUUGGAGAGGAACACGCUGGCCGUCAUCGGACUCGUGCAGCCGCUGGGAGCCAUCAUGCCCAUCUCUGAGAUCCAGGCCCGGUGGGCCACCCGUGUUUUCAAAGGAUGUUGUAAGUGUCCUUCAGUCGCCGCCAUGCUGAAAGAGGUUGAGUGCAAGCAGGAGACCAUGGCCAGAAGGUACGUAUCCAGUCCAAGGCACACCAUCCAGGUUGACUUUGUCGACUACAUGGAUGAGGUAGCAGACCAGUUUGGGGUGCGACCCAGUAUUCUCAGGCUGUUUCUGACCGACCCCAGAGUAGCACUCAGUGUACUGUUCGGCCCCUCCACCCCCUACCAGUACCGUCUGAGAGGUCCAGGAAAGUGGGCCGGGGCUCGUCAGGCUAUUCUGACACAGUGGGACAGGGUGAUCCAACCCAUGAUGACCAAUGGAUGUAAUCACCCUGAGCCCAAGCGCUCUGUCCUAGUGCCCUUGGCUCUGCUGGCUGCUGCGCUGGGUGUGGCUUCCUAUUAUAACAGGAACAGCCUCCCCUCCAUACUGUAGGACCCGUCUGCAUUUCUUAAUCAGGGCUUUAUGCCUUCAUGGGGAGCUGGAAAUAGUGUUUAAAGACAAGGUGCUAUGCUCCUCCUAAAAUUUAAGGCUGAUGUCAUUUUGGUGUUUCAGGGUUUGAUUCAGAGUAAUUGCUUCAGUCGAUUUGGGUCAUAUUUAAAUAUUAAGAGGUAGUUUAUCUAUCUUUAGAGGUGAUAAGAUAUAUACAUGUAGCAAUAACGUAUGAAGAUAUUACAUGCUUAUUGUAUGCACUUGACAUGAUCAAGAAAAUGCCCAAAAAACUAUUAACAAAUCAUCCUGACACAACGAAAUUGAUGAUGCAAGGUUUGGAUUUUUCUAACGUUAAAUGAUGAAAUAUGCUGUAGAGAUGGUUAGAAUAGGUUUUUUAAACAAUGAAAUACACUAUAGAUAUGGUUCAAAUAUGUGCACAUAUCAAUUGAAAGGAUUAACUCUAAAUAAUCUCUUGCUAAAUCAUUGUUUUUGCCUAGACUUGAUAGGACCGAUCACUAGAGUCCCUCAGUCAGCUCAUUAAUAAUUUAAACGUUUUUGUAAGAUGUAUGUAGAUACAUAAUUUAGUUAUUAUGUAGGAGUAUACAGUUGUUCCUUGUGUUAAAACAUACUGCAUUGAGAUAAACUAAUCCUAUUCGCUCUAUUAAUAACAUGCUAUUAAAUCAAUCGUUGAAUAUAA
This is a messenger RNA of Gadus morhua (Atlantic cod), 2474 nucleotides long. RefSeq names its product dimethylaniline monooxygenase [N-oxide-forming] 5. Lineage: Eukaryota; Metazoa; Chordata; Actinopteri; Gadiformes; Gadidae. The transcript has 10 exons. Bases 155 to 1780 code for a protein of 541 amino acids. Gene Ontology annotation, molecular function: flavin adenine dinucleotide binding; N,N-dimethylaniline monooxygenase activity; NADP binding. The record is from RefSeq and is a predicted model, not a curated record.